GAAAAAAAAGAUUUGAGGAAGUGAGUCCCGCGGGGCACAGCGCGCGCUGCCGUGGAAGGGUAUAAAUUCACUCAAACUUCCUUGUCUCCACUUUGCAGCUUCUUGUAAAAGUCGCCGGGAUCGUUUGAGCAGUGACAUAGUUAUACUGAAACCAUGUCGUGGGACAGCUACAUCACUAAUCUACUAAUCCAAGGUGAGGGGCUAGAAAUCAGGGGCGCCGCAAUCGUAGGCCAUGAAACGGGUGCAGAGUCGGUGUGGGCGUCGUCGCCGGUGCUCCAAGGAAUAACGGUUGCUGAGAUCAAGGCUUUGGUGAACCCCGACCGCUCUAAGCUGCUGACUACUGGCACAUCAGUGGCAGGGGUUAAUUGCAGAGUGCUGAGAGACAACCGUGGGGACAAUGUGGAGAUAAUGGACAUGCGCACCAAAAAAAGCAACCCCGACUCCAUAACUUACAGCAUUUGUGUUGCCAAGUCUAACAAAGCUCUGGUUAUUGUUCAGGGACAUGAGAAUGUUCAUGGAGGAAAGGUAGGCCAAGCUGCCUACAACGUGGCUAAAUAUCUCAAGGAUUCUGGCUUCUGAGAAUGUUCUGCCCAUACAACCACUGACACUUCCUCACACCCCCGCCCCCUUCGCCCUGAUUACCAUCUCCCACCUCAGUCCCCACCAUUUUAUUGAGUCUUAUUGUUGAUGAGCCGCCAAACACUCAUUAUACAUGACCUAGUGAUUCAGUUCGUAAUAGCAAGCCACUCCAGUCCAUUUAACAUUUUGUUGUAUACCACUAAUGUUAUUUAGAGUACAGUGAAUGGUGAUGGGAUUAUGUUGGUUGUCAGUGCCCACCAUCCUGUCUUAUCAUAAUAAUCCUCCUCCUCCUCCUCUUCAUCAACAGCAGCGCCUCAGUAAGGAUUGAUCACUGUGAACCCUUACGAUGGCUGCAUGUUUGAUUGGUGUGAUUGUUAAUGGUACACAGCGUUCAGUAUUCGGCAGGGAUGUGACUGGAUCAUUUAAAUCUCUAUCCCCUCUGGUUAAGCCAUCUGCUGUAGUUUUUUUUUUUUUUUUUUUGUUUCUUGUUGUUGUGUCCUACAGAACAAAAAAAAGAGAUUCUAAAUAAAGAUAAAUAAUUCUAAGGUCA
This is a messenger RNA of Alosa alosa (allis shad), 1129 nucleotides long. RefSeq names its product profilin-2-like. Bases 154 to 579 code for a protein of 141 amino acids. Gene Ontology annotation, molecular function: actin binding. The transcript has 4 exons. The record is from RefSeq and is a predicted model, not a curated record. Gene Ontology annotation, biological process: actin cytoskeleton organization; regulation of actin filament polymerization; positive regulation of actin filament bundle assembly. Gene Ontology annotation, cellular component: cytoplasm. NCBI's taxonomy places the organism in Eukaryota, Metazoa, Chordata, Actinopteri, Clupeiformes, Clupeidae.